Molecule: messenger RNA, 3181 nt
Organism: Oncorhynchus gorbuscha (pink salmon)
Lineage: Eukaryota; Metazoa; Chordata; Actinopteri; Salmoniformes; Salmonidae
Gene: rgs20
Product: regulator of G protein signaling 20
Exons: 5
Coding region: 239-1150 (303 amino acids)
Source: RefSeq, a predicted model, not a curated record
AAAUGGUAGGGAUGUAGGGAGACAGUGGUAGAGAGACAGAGAGAGGUAGAGUGUAGAGGGUAGAGAAGGAGAAAUAGCAGUAGAAGUAGGUAGAGAGAGAGACAGAGAGUUUGAGAGACCGUAUCCCAGCAGAGUCUUCCCAUGUGUUCAGUGUGUCCUGGAGGCUCCAGUGAGGUUGUGGGGCUCUGAUGAUGCUGCUAAUGACCACCCCUGACACAUACUAGCUGCUGGGGUGUGGAUGGUGGGAGGCCGGUGUGUUCGAGGAAUAGGCCACACUCGGGCCUUGAUGUGGCAUCACAUCCUGGGGCUGCUGAGGGUCUGUCGUCAGGGCGAGGGAUACCUAGCUCCAGGGACAGAAGACGGAGACCAUGACAACAGAGACCAUGAUGAAAGGGAGCAUGGAGACGGGGGUAAUGGGGACGGGGAUGCAGUGUCCUCCCAGCCCAUGGGAUCAGAGUGUAUGGAGAUGCGAAAGCGUCAGAUGUCGGUGCAGCAGGAGUCGAUGGCGGGUGGCACGGCACCGACCCAGCAGGACCCUAGCCAGAGCCAGAACCAGGGGAACCAGAACCAGGGGAAUCAGAGCCAGGUGAACCAGAGAGGGAACAACGCCUGUUGCUUCUGCUGGUGCUGCUGCUGUAGCUGUUCCUGGAACGAGGAGCGUGAGGAGAGGAACCGCCGGGCGUCCUACGACCUCAAGGCUGAGGGAACGGCCGACUGCGAGGACAGCCCCCCUCCCACUCUGGAGGAGGUCCGUUCCUGGGCCCAGUCAUUUGACCGACUGAUGUCGUGCACUGCUGGCCGAGUGGCGUUUAGGUUGUUCCUGUGUACAGAGUUCAGUGAGGAGAACAUGUUAUUCUGGCUGGCUUGUGAGGAGUUCACCAAGGAAACCAACAAGACCUCCAUUGAGGAGAAGGCACGGAUCAUUUACGAGGACUACAUCUCCAUCCUCUCACCCAAAGAGGUGAGUCUGGACUCCCGUGUUCGGGAGGUGAUCAACAAGAACAUGUUGGAGCCGUCGUCCCAGACCUUCGUUGAUGCUCAGGUGCAGAUCUACACGCUGAUGCAAAGAGACUCCUACCCCCGAUACAUGAACUCCCAAGCCUACAAGAACCUGCUCAACUCCCUCUCAGAGCAGGCCCCUGAGUUCUAACUCAGCACUCUCAGAGCAGGCCCGUGAGUCCUAACUCAGCACUCUCAGAGCAGGCCCCUGAGUCCUAACUCAGCACUCUCAGAGCAGGACCCUGAGUCCUAACUCAGCACUCUCAGAGCAGGCCCCUGAGUCCUAACUCAGCACUCUCAGAGCAGGCCCCUGAGUCCUAACUCAGCACUCUCAGAGGAGGCCCCUGAGUCCUAACUCAGCACUCUCAGAGCAGGCCCUGAGUCCUAACUCAGCACUCUCAGAGCAGGCCCCUGAGUCCUAACUCAGCACUCUCAGAGCAGGCCCCUGAGUCCUAACUCAGCACUCUCAGAGCAGGCCCCUGAGUCCUAACUCAGCACUCUCAGAGCAGGUCCCUGAGUCCUAACUCAGCACUCUCAGAGCAGGACCCUGAGUCCUAACUCAGCACUCUCAGAGCAGGCCCCAGAGACCUAACUCAGCACUCUCAGAGUAGGUCUCCGAGUCCUAAGUCAACACUCUUUGUUCUAGAGUCUUAGGUGACAACAAACCUAGGAUCGUCUCUCUUUUCUCAUUUCCAUUUGGUUUGAAUGUUAGAGAAGAGAAGGGGUGGCCAACCUUCCUCCUGGAGAGCUAUUACGUGUGCUAUAACUGUCUGCACACCCAGUAGCUCUCUAGGAGUGUAGAGGAUGUGAAGCGGGCCUCUGACCUGACCUAGCCCUGUCCCCAUGACCUGGCGCCGCGCUACAGAGACGUCACCUGACUAAAGAAACUCAGGGUUCUACUGUCCGAGAAGUCUACUCGCCUAGGGCUCUACUAUUCCGAAGGCUCUAUUCUACUGGGCUCAGCUCCUCUGAGGGUGAGGGCUCUACUCUCCCGAGGGCUCUACUCCCCAAGGCCUCUAUUCCACCUAGGUCUCUACUGUCCUGAGGGUUCUACUCCACCUAGGGCUCUACUGUCCUAAGGGUUCUACUCCACCUAAGGCUCUACUGUCCUGAGGGUUCUACUCUUCUGAAGGCUGUACUCCCCUGAGGGUGAGGGUUCCAUUCCCCCCAGGGCUCUACUCCCUUAAGGCUCCAUUCCCCCCAGGGCUCUACUCCCUUAAGGCUCCAUUCCCCCCAGGGCUCUACUCCCUUAAGGCUCCAUUCCCCCCAGGGCUCUACUCCCUUAAGGCUCCAUCCCCCCAGGGCUCUACUCCCUUAAGGCUCCAUUCCCCCCAGGGCUCAACUCCCUUAAGGCUCCAUUCCCCCCAGGGCUCUACUCCCUUAAGGCUCCAUUCCCCCCAGGGCUCUACUCCCUUAAGGCUCCAUUCCCCCCAGGGCACUACUCCCAUAAGGCUCCAUUCCCCCAGGGCUCUACUCCCUUAAGGCUCCAUUCCCCCCAGGGCUCUACUCCCUUAAUGCUCCAUUCCCCCAGGGCUCUACUCCCUUAAGGCUCCAUUCCCUCCAGGGCUCUACUCCCUUAAGGCUCCAUUCCCUCCAGGGCUCUACUCCCUUAAAGCUCCAUUCCCCCCAGGGCUCUACUCCCUUAAGGCUCCAUUCCCCCCAGGGCUCUACUCCCUUAAGGCUCCAUUCCCCCCAGGGCUCUACUCCCUUAAGGCUCCAUUCCCUCCAGGGCUCUACUCCCUUAAGGCUCCAUUCCCUCCAGGGCUCUACUCCCGUAAGGCUCUACUCCCGUAAGGCCUCUACUCCACACAAACAUUACUGCUCCAGAUCAACACACUCCAAAGGAAUAUAUAGUUUUAGAAAAAAAUCAUCUACAUUUUAUUUGUGUACAAGUUAUUUUAUUGUGUUAUAAUUGUUUAUUAUUUGUAUAAUUGUUUGGAUGGACAAAUGAUGCCUACUUGUGGGCAAUAUUAUAUAUAUUUAUGCGUUUGUAAAUAGACAAAAGGGAAUUGUGGGUAAACUGCAUAUGAGAAUCAAGUGGGUGUCCCAAUUGACACCCUAUUCACUAUAUAGUGCACUACCUAAUGGGCCUUGGUCUAAAAUAGUGAACUAUAUAGUGCACUACCUAAUGGGCCUUGGUCUAAAAUAGUGAACUAUAUAGUGCACUACCUAAUGGGCCUUG